This is a messenger RNA of Coregonus clupeaformis (lake whitefish), 2220 nucleotides long. RefSeq names its product NIPA-like protein 2. Gene Ontology annotation, molecular function: magnesium ion transmembrane transporter activity. Gene Ontology annotation, cellular component: membrane. Gene Ontology annotation, biological process: magnesium ion transport. The coding region runs from base 168 to 1298 and encodes 376 amino acids. The record is from RefSeq and is a predicted model, not a curated record. The transcript has 11 exons. NCBI's taxonomy places the organism in Eukaryota, Metazoa, Chordata, Actinopteri, Salmoniformes, Salmonidae.
CUGUCUGCCGUUUAGAAGACGUGACCCGCAGAGAGCCAUUUCGGAUUCUGCCCGUUGACGGGGCAUGAAACACUCAAACUCACGGGAUAUCAAGACUGGAAUCGGGCAAAGAUGUGAAAAGGGGAAUCUUGAGUUGCGAUUAAGUAGCCUAGUUGGAAGGAAAGGCUAUGAUAGAGGAAAAGAUGGCGAAUAACUCAACUUUAGAAAGCGUGUUUUCUCACAGAACAGGACACAAUUCAUCUCAACCAUCUCCAUUCACUGAAAUCCGGGAAAAUCCACUAAAGACGUAUCUCCUGGGAAUCAUCAUUUCAAUAUGUGGGAACUUUCUCAUCAGCAUUUCUCUGAAUAUACAGAAAUAUGCCCACAUGCGGCAGUCCCAGUUCGGCGGCUCCAAGCCCUACUACACGUCAGUGCUAUGGUGGGGCGGUGUGGUUCUCAUGGGGGUCGGGGAGCUGGGGAACUUUGCAGCCUACGGCUUCGCUCCAGCCACCCUCAUCGCGCCACUGGGCUGUGUUUCAGUCAUAGCCAGUGCAGUCAUCUCUGUGGUGUUCCUUAAAGAGACACUACGAGCCUCUGAUAUUGUUGGUGGUGCACUAGCAGUGAUGGGGACCUAUCUCCUGGUCACCUUUGCCCCCCACACCUCCACCCACAUCACUGCUCACCUGGUCCAAAGAUACGCCGUCAGCUGGCACUUCCUGAUUUACCUGUCUCUAGAGGUCAUAGUGUUUUCUAUCCUGCUCUAUCUGUACAAGAGGAGGAAUAUCAAGCAUAUAACCAUAGUGAUGCUGCUGGUGUCGCUGCUGGCCUCCCUGACGGUGAUCUCAGUGAAAGCUGUGUCUGGGAUGAUCACUGAGUCUAUAAACGGACCUCUCCAGCUCACCUACCCCAUCUUCUACGUCAUGGUAGUGGUUAUGGUGGCCUCCUGUGCGUUCCAGAUAAAGUUCCUAAAUCAAGCCAUGAAGAUGUUCGAUGCCACGGAGGUUGUUCCCAUCAACUUUGUGUUCUUCACUGCCAGUGCCAUUACAGCAGGAAUAGUAUUUUACCAGGAAUUCCAUGGGUUGGCUUUGCUCAAUAUAUUCAUGUUUCUCUUAGGCUGUCUGCUCUCUUUCCUUGGAGUCUUCCUGAUAGCCAGAGACAGACCCAAGAUCAAGACUCAAGACAAAACCUUUAUAGCCAUGGGAAAAAUCCCAGGGAGAAAAUCUAAAGAUAAGGUCCAGCCGGAGGCUAACAGCAACACAUACGGAUCUCUGGCAGCUAAACUCAUGUGUAACAAACCUGGCCCACAGGACGACUCGUAAUAUCAGCCACACCUGUGUGUUUUACCUGGACCUGUCUGUCUGUCUGUGUACCGAGACUACCUGUAUCAACACUACACACCUCUCUCCUGGGUUGCCAGACUGAAUGACUGUUGUACAGGCAGGGUUACUGUAUUUCCAGCAGGGUUAUGACUAACGGUUGCAAAAUUCCCAGAUUUUCCAGAAAUCCUAGUUAGAGGACAAUAGGAAUUCCUGCUAAUUGGCUCCUGAUUUCAGGAAUCUUGCCCGAAGCAGGAUUUCUGGAAAACCUGGACAUCUUGGGAAAGUUACCAGAAUUGUGCAAUUAUCAGGGAAUUGAACUCUGGUGUUACAGAUACUGAAGAGCCAUCUCAGGAUCCAACCCAAAAUGCACUACAGGCACCAAGUAAACAACUUUAUUAUUUCAUUCUCAAGGAGGUGGCUAUUUGAGGCUGUCAUGUUCUCUGUUAACACUAAAGCAACUGUUGUUAGAUCUCAUUUCUGCCGAGACACUUUAAUAUGGUUUCUAUCAUUGAUUUGUUAAUAAAGUGUAAUGUGAUAUUUAAAGUGUUUCACGAGGUCCCUAGAAACUCUGGCCGGCAAAGCAGGUGCACCAGCGCCCUCCACUGGUCGUAACAAGAAGGACUAUUUAACUACAUGAGGGCAUCCAGGCCCGUAGACGUCUUGGUAAAUGUUAGGCGUUUCAAACGUCAGACAGAACAGCAUCGGUCAUUCAGAAGUUGGAUAUUUGUUUGCUAAAGCUAAUAGCCUCAGAUGCCGAGGCUUCGCUCAACAAGAUGAGAUUUGGAAGGAUGGCCUCAACAAGACUACUCUACACCAACACAUUUUAACAACUAGCGCUUCACCUUUUUUUCUUUUAAAUCAAAACGUCAUUUAGUGAAUUGCAUUUCCAAGAGCAGUGGCAUGUAAGAGAUGAACUGACUGG